Molecule: messenger RNA, 4962 nt
Organism: Hydractinia symbiolongicarpus
Lineage: Eukaryota; Metazoa; Cnidaria; Hydrozoa; Anthoathecata; Hydractiniidae
Exons: 1
Coding region: 413-2425 (670 amino acids)
Source: RefSeq, a predicted model, not a curated record
AAAUCCCUUUAUAGUUAAUUUGUUCUAAAAAAUUUAAUCAUCUUUGUAAAUCCCCUCGACAGUAGCAGAAACAUCCCCUAAUAAACUUUUAUUGUUCGUGACACAAGUAUUGUUCAUUCUCAUCUGCUAUAAGUAAACAGGGAUUCAUUUCUUCGGCUUUAUUUGCCUUAUAUAUGUUAAGUAUAAAAAUAACUUUUAAAUUUGCUUUUAACAAUGUAAUAUGACCUGACUUCUUUUUUAGACUAUGAAAAUAUGAUAAAUUAAUACGAUACUAGUACUUUCACAUUCUUCUACACUGACAAUGUUUGUAAAUAAUCACCAUGCAACAAGUAUCAAAUUUCACCCUGUUUGCAUUGCAUGGAAAGAAAGAUCUUAUCAUGUAUAAAUAACUAAGAAGCUGUUGGAUGCCAAUAUGCGUCAUAAAUUUUUUGACAAAGAUUUCAUUGAGGAAGAGGGUCGGCAGGAUAUUUACCAUUGGAGUGAACGCCGUGAGCGGAACUAUAAAGGUUUCAGAAAAUCUGUGCACGUUUUUCGCAUCUUUGCAUUUAACACCAACCUGUUACGUAGCUUUUUUGAAAACUUUAAUCUUAUGGUGAUUCUCCAGAUGGCACUUGCUGGUUUGGUGACAUAUGCAUGUAAAUCUUUGAACAUAGUGUACGAUGUUCAUGUCAGCCUUUUUAUAUCACCUAUUGUUUUUCCACUUGCUUUUUCCAUAAAUACAGAUUUCCAAAGAAGAGAAAAAGUGCUGGAAGACUUAGCACUCUUUAAAUCUUCUGCCAUGAUGUGGUUAUUUUGUAUGCGUGAUUGGCGUGUUGCUUGUUGUUUUGAUGAUGCUUACAUGAAGGCUGUUGGAAAUAAAAUCAAAGGAUUAUUGUUUCAUUUAAGAGAAUAUUUAUUAACAGAAAAAAUUGACAGACGAAAAUUUAUUGCUCGUGUAAUUUACGAAGAUCUUAGUGAUGCGAAUCAAUUCAAUGAAAAGGUCAGAGGUAGCGACUUAAAUGCAAACUCUCCUUUAGUAUCAAGAAUCGUGCAUUUCCUUAAUAUGAUGUGUCUAGCCUAUGAAAGACUGCGUGUGAUAAGGGAGUAUCGUUCCCCUAGAUCCAUAAGAUCAUUCACAAAAGUUCUCAUAUUUGUGUUGCCCCUUCUUUUAUCUCCCUACUAUGUGUUUCUUGGAAAUAAGGAGAACAAUAAUUGGAGUCCAUAUUACAUAUCUGUUAUGGUUGCCUUUGUGUUUGGUGCUCUACAAGGUGUACAGGAUAAACUCGAUGACCCUUUUGAUGGAAUGAGCGAAGAUGAUAUUAAGUUAGACACGCUUGAUGAAUGGACUUUUCAAUCUUUAGAAGCCACAGUGCACAGGACAUAUAAAAUUGGGCGGUUUCAAGUAUCCUCAAAUCCUGAAAAUGAAAAAGAAACAGCAACAACAAUUAACAUGGAGGACGUUGAUGGAUUACAUAUGAAAAAGAAAAAUAUAUUUCAUAAGGAGAGACCUGCAAGAAAAGAUUCCAUAUUUCGGCACAAUCAUGGCACAAGAACCCCUCUACGUUCUCCUCGUUCUGUAUAUUAUGAAGGAGAUUCUAAAGGUGAAGACUUGGAAUUGCAUCCUUAUGCUGGUGUUUUGCAAAACAUCAGAGGCAACACAACAAUUCAUCGUGGUGGUCAUAUAAAGAGACAACAAAGUUAUGAUGAUUUAAACAGUGCAAAUAAUACAAUCACUAAAGAAAACAGCAAACCAAUCCCUUUUGUACAGGGAGUUUUUAAAGCUAAACAUUCAUCUCAAAUAAACUUAAAAAGUUUAGUAGCCACCCCAAUUACAGAUUCGACACCUGAAGACUGUCAUGCUGCAUGUAAUGUAAGAGAUUCUGACCAGAUAAGUUUCGCCGUUCGCGAAACACCACUUACAUUGUCUAAUAUUGCUGCUGUCAAUGCUGGAUUUGUUAUUGAUGACAGUCCAAUUAAUGGAGUCGCCUCUUAUUUAACUUCAAUAAAGAAACACUCUGGAGCAUAUUCACAUAGUAAUUCACAUAAUUCAGAGUUAUCGAAUGCUUCUAGAUCUGAAUCCUCAAACUAUAAACAAGAAAACAUCUCAAGCAUUUUCAGUGUUGGAAAUAGUGAACAACAAGUACCUCAAGUAAUUCCACAGUCACGAUUUCAUAUAUUUAAUGUAAGCUCAAGUACCGAUCCAUUGAUAAAUUCUACUUGUAGUGUGGAUUCUGAUACAGUUUCUUCUAGUGAUGACGAGUUGAAAAAGCGCUCCCACAGUGCUAAGUAUGUUAAUCAUAGGGAACCGGGCUGUAGUAAACGUCGAAAUUACAGUGACAGUGGAAAGAGUUUACGCAGUUCUCCUACCAAUGCAACAUCGCUAUGGGCAUCUCAAAGCGAAGCUGGCUUGUAUCAUGAACUAAAAGAUAAAGAAAUAUUUAUUUGAUUACAUGUACUAUAUUUAAAAAACAUUGUGUUGCGUUGAUAGUGAUAGAAUUAAUUUACCUGUUGCCAAUUUAAAUGUUUUAACACGUUUUGAAUUUUCCUGUUUAAAACAUAUGCCAGUUGUGUUAGAUCAUCACUGGUUGUAUUAACCAAGAAGUUAAAAUUUAGUAUUUAAUGUAAAUUUUUUAACAUGUGAGACACAGGCUUAGACUAUGUGCCUUUUUAAAAGAAUAACAUAUAUACUAACAUCAGGGUAAAGAUCCUAACUCCACAAAAGUUUUAAGACUUAAAAACACUAAGAAUUGAGUACGCAAGGACAAGAAAUUUCAAGACCUGUAUGUGCAGGUGGUAUUUAAAUGAGAGUUUUACUUCACCUAAAGCAAAACAAAAUUACUUUGAUCUCCAUUAAAAGCAUUGUAGUGUUUACAUAAUUCCACCAAAGUGAAUUUCGCGUUGGUCUAAAAUUGUGCAUGCUCUGAGAUUGCUCAUGUAUAAAUUUUAUGUAAACACACUGAGGUGAAGCCUAAGUGAGUGAAACUGCACAGGUGCAGUUAUCGUACAGUGUAAGAGACAACUGCGUCCUGAAAUUUUCCUUCAAUUUGGACGCAGUGAAAUUUUGUGUAAGCACCGCGAUUUACUGUGGCAUGAAAUUUUACUUCACUUAGGACACUUUCUUAAAAUGUUGCCUAAAUGUAAAUCCAGCAAUGUAAUUUAACAAAAGAAUAUAAAAACACUUUUCCACUAAAACAAAAAUAAUGCUAAGAUAGAAAUGGAAGAUAGGAAGUAUGUAGAGAAGCCAAGUUAUUCAGUAAAAACCUUAUCCUUACUUUUAUGUAACUACUAGAAGAUUAUUUGAGGCCUGACACAAUUUCUUAUGUCUAAAAAAAGCCCCUAGUGCUCUAAUGCAUGGCUUUCGAGUCAUUUUUAGUCUUAGUAUGUUGUGUUAUAUAAUUUAAAAAAGAUAGUGCAUUAUUAUUAUUUUACUUAAAAGUAUACACAUGAACAAUUAUGUGUACAAUGAGUCAUUGCAUUUUUCUAUGGUAAAGAAUAUGUUUUUCUAUUGUGUAAAUUUACAGUAAAUAUGAGUUUUGUAAAUAUUUGUUGACAAGUAUGUAGAUAACACAGAUAUUUUUAAUAUGACUUAACUAUAGGUUAUAACAAAGUAUGCAACUUAAUAUAAAUUUAUUACAACAUUGAAGAAUGGUUUGACUACAAAGUAGAAUUCGAAAUAACUAGCAGUUUAUUUAGUUGUAUUUUGUUUUGUUAUGAUCUGGGUUUCCAUGCCUCCUCUCAUAAAAAUUAAAAAUCCCUAUUUUUUCCAUAAAGCAUUUAAAAAAAAUUGUUUCUUAGAAAAUUUAGCACCUUAAUUGUCAACAAUAUACAUAAUUUUAAAAAAAAGUCCUGUAUAGUGUUUACGACGUAAUUUUGACUGUUACAGAUUUAAUCAGUGAAAGGGCAUGGAAAAUUCCAUGAGAGCACGUCUGCUGCAACACAUAGCUACCAUUUUUCUCUUCGAGACCAAAGAUCUAGUAUUAUAAUUCUUAUGCUAUUUACUUAUGGAUUAAACUGGAUUUGUCCUUGUUAACUGUGACUUACUCUUCAACAACAGUUAUAAAUAUAUAAAAAGUCUAGUAGAUUUAGUCAAGAUAGUCCAGUAUCUCCUCAUUCCCCCUUAUUUCAAUCAAAAAAUUUCCUGCGAACUCCUCAGUUCUCCUUCCAUUUUAAUUUGAAAUAGUAGCGCUAAAGAACAAUGUUGCAAUAUUGUAAUUUUUUUUUUUUUUUUAUAAAAACUGAAAGUUUAGGUAUUUAUUAUUUGUGUUCUUACAUUUUGUAUGUAUUUUUAGUACCAAGUUAUAUUUGUUUUGUUUUUAUGAUCUGUUUCUAUAGUUUUGGUAACGUGUUUUCAUAAAGGCUAAUCCUUUAUUGGUUUUCAAUGUUGAAGGAGCAUUUGAUAAAGGCGUGUAACAAUCUAAUAUCUGGUUGUGUUAAGGAGGCAUUUUAAAUGUUUUUCUUGCCCUGAUGGAGAGAUUAUUUAACAACAAGCGAAGGCAAUGCAUUCAAAUUUUGAAAAACAACGUUCCUUUCAUUUUCCUGCUGCGUGUUUUUUGACUGAUUGGUUUCAGUGUGUGACAUUAUAUUUGUUAAUUUUGAGAAGUUGGCUACAUGGUUUUAGUUAUGCCAAAAUAAUAACCACAGGGCUACUAAAUUCUUUUAAAAAAAUAAUUAUUGAGCAAGCAUAAUUUUUGGUUGCUCUUUGAUGAGGAUAAUAAUUUUAUUUUUCAAUAUUUUAGGAAGUGUGUUUAUGUUAAGUUAUUACACAUUUUGUUAUUUGUAUUUUUGUUUCAGCGUGAUCAGGAUUAAGCUCCCAAUACCAAUACCUUAAAUUCCAGGGUUUUUUUCACAACAAAUAAAAUUAAAGGCCUUUUUUUAUUUUUUCAAAAUUUUUUAAAUUUGCAUACAUUUUUCUAGUUUAAAUUGUCUCUUUUUUUAUUUUAUUUUUCAUCCAUUUUAAGCCUUUAAAUAAAUAUGUAUACAAAU